This is a messenger RNA of Acipenser ruthenus (sterlet), 2759 nucleotides long. Its product is annotated as tyrosine-protein kinase CSK. The record is from RefSeq and is a predicted model, not a curated record. Gene Ontology annotation, biological process: regulation of Fc receptor mediated stimulatory signaling pathway; protein phosphorylation; adherens junction organization. NCBI's taxonomy places the organism in Eukaryota, Metazoa, Chordata, Actinopteri, Acipenseriformes, Acipenseridae. Gene Ontology annotation, molecular function: ATP binding; protein tyrosine kinase activity; protein binding. The coding region runs from base 603 to 1955 and encodes 450 amino acids. The transcript has 13 exons.
CACAGUGCGCGGCUCCGCGGAGGCGCAUGCGCACUCAAGCUGUCUCACGGAGGGACCAUUUCCUCUUGGAGGCCUGUGCUUGCAAAGAGAGUAGAGGUUAGUCUGCGCAGGGACUAUAUUUUAUUUUUAAAAAUAUAACUGGAUAACUGCGAGAUACAACUAUAUCUGUGGAGAGCAACACAGAGCAGCUCCUUUCUGAGUCGGUGCUGCACUGGGAGCUCGCGGCACGUUGUUUAUUAUUCAUUACCGCUGGAGAUUAAUUAUAAAUACCACUCGGAAUCGCUGAGAGAACAUUGUAUCUAAAAAAAAAAUCGACUUUCUUCUUUGUUUCUGCAAUACUGUGGAUCGCUUUCUGAAGACAGAUUAUAUAUUUUGUAAUUACAAAUAUUAUUUGUUCAUUAAGACCCGCUGCAGCCGUUGUGUUCAUUAAUGGACUAGCUACCCAGACGUAGCAUCUUGAACACGGAGUUGGUAUUUACUUGUAUCUACACCCGAAGGAAAGGAAUUACAACGCAGCUUCCAAAAAGGCAAUACAAGCUCUGAUGGUACCAGGUGACUUGUGACUGGCGUGAGGAGGAACCCACUUCCCAAUCGACUUCACCAUGUCUGGGAUUCAGACAACGUGGCCUGCUGGCACCGAAUGCAUAGCCAAGUACAACUUCCAGGGCGAUGCUGAGCAGGACCUGCCGUUCAGCAAAGGAGACGUCUUAACCAUCAUCGAAGUCACCAAGGACCCAAACUGGUACAAAGCGAAAAACAUUGUGGGGCGGGAAGGCAUCAUCCCAGCGAACUAUGUGCAGAAAAGGGAAGGAGUGAAAUCAGGGAGCAAGCUCAGCCUCAUGCCCUGGUUCCAUGGGAAGAUCCCACGGGAGCAGGCAGAGCGGCUCCUCUACCCCCCCGAGAUCGGCCUCUUCCUGGUCCGUGAGAGCACCAACUACCCCGGAGACUACACGCUGUGCGUGAGCUGUGAGGGCAAGGUGGAGCACUACCGCAUCAUCUACCACAACGGCAAGCUGUCAAUCGAUGAGGAGGAGUACUUCGAUAACCUCAUGCAGCUCGUGGAGCAUUACACCACAGAUGCAGACGGACUAUGUACUAAACUGAUCAAACCCAAACUCAUGGAAGGGACGGUGGCUGCUCAAGACGAAUUCUCCAGAAGUGGCUGGGCUCUCGUUAGAAAGGAUCUCAAGCUGUUGCAGCCCAUAGGGAAAGGGGAGUUCGGAGAUGUGAUGCUGGGAGACUACAGAGGGAAUAAGGUGGCUGUGAAGUGCAUCAAACACGAUGCCACCGCCCAGGCCUUCAUCGCUGAGGCCUCCGUCAUGACGCAACUCCGACACAAUAACCUGGUGCAGCUCCUGGGGGUCAUAGUGGAGGAGAAGGGCGGUCUCUUCAUAGUUACAGAGUACAUGGCCAAGGGCAGUCUGGUGGAUUACCUGCGGUCUAGAGGGAGGUCUGUGCUGGGUGCAGACUGUCUGCUCAAGUUCUCACUCGACGUGUGCGAGGCCAUGGAGUACCUGGAGGCCAACAACUUCGUCCACAGAGACCUGGCGGCACGCAAUGUCCUUGUCUCUGAGGACAACAUCGCCAAAGUGAGCGACUUCGGACUGACCAAAGAGGCCUCUUCCACCCAGGACAUGGGCAAGCUGCCCAUCAAGUGGACAUCCCCGGAGGCACUGCGGGAAAAGAAAUUCUCCACAAAGUCUGACGUGUGGAGCUAUGGAAUUCUCCUGUGGGAGAUCUACUCCUUCGGCCGAGUGCCUUACCCCAGGAUUGCCCUCAAGGACGUGGUCCCGCGGGUGGAGAAGGGCUACAAGAUGGACGCUCCAGAUGGCUGCCCCCCCGUGGUGUACGACAUCAUGAAGCAGUGCUGGAUCCUGGACCCGCUGGUCCGGCCCAGCUUUCGAGUCCUGAGGGAGAAGAUGCAGCACAUCCAGGCCAAGGAGCUGUACCUGUGAGGCGGGAGCCCAGAACAAGAGGGGGGGGGGGGGGGGCUACCUUUACGAGACUCUGUGCUCAAACCUAGAGGAGGAGAAAUCCAAGCAGACUCUGGAUCGCUUCAUUGAUGAAGCCUCCUGAACUCUAUAUCCCAGUCUCUCUUGUAGGGGAGGGAGGGGCUGGCACCUUUUCUUCCACGUUCAGUACGAAUAUGUGUUGCUUAAAUGAAUUCUACUGUGUAUGAUGAGCCCCACCCCCUCUCCUUGUGUUAGUGUAAAAUCUCCAGUUCCAGCAUGCUUCAUCCCUCCUGCUGCCAAAGUCCUUGUGGUCGAUACGCUGUGUGCGAAGUGCCUCCAGACCGCAGACACCACUGCGGUAUUGCAUUGCUGUCUGAUUGACACGCCCCUUUUUAUUUCAUGUAUGGAUUAUUUUUUAUUUUUUUUAUGAUUAUAAUUAUUGCUGUUAUUGUUGUUGUGUUUUUGGCUUGUUUCUCUGCCCUCCCUUCUUCGACACAGACUUACUGAGUUGUCCACUUAUCAAAGAAAAAUGUGCAUCAGCCAGUCCUUUUACUACGCUUAAAAUAAAAAUAAUAAAUAAAUAAAAUGUGGGGAAAAAAGUUUCAUUAAGAAUAUUGGGUUUCUUAAAAAAAAAAAAAAUACAUAAAUAAAAGGACCAAAACACAGAGAGUCUGUGUUCACAUGUUAAGCUGGGAUGGUUUGCAUGCUGUGUGGGAGGCCUGGGUUCACUGUCUGUGUUAAUCUUGUUUGUUUUUAUGCUGCGAUUGAAUAUAAAUAAACCAUUCCAUCUGACCAGUUUGAAAACGA